Messenger RNA from Parathielavia appendiculata, 392 nucleotides. RefSeq lists its product as uncharacterized. NCBI's taxonomy places the organism in Eukaryota, Fungi, Ascomycota, Sordariomycetes, Sordariales, Chaetomiaceae. The record is from RefSeq and is a predicted model, not a curated record. The coding region runs from base 128 to 343 and encodes 71 amino acids. The transcript has a single exon.
UGCGUCUGCAAAAUACAAGAAGUAAGAGGCGGUAAUUGAGAUGCUCUGGCGGUCGUUUGAUGCACGCAGCGUACGGCAUACCUGAGGGCUAGCGCCUGAGAGGGCGUCGUGCUGAGACACCCAACGGAUGCCUCGCUGGGCGAAGCCUAUAAGUUCAUCCGCGAGUGCAACAUGCGCGAAAUCGCACACUCGGGACCCGACUCCUCCUCAACCUCAAGAAACACCGCGCGGCCACGUCCCUUUCUCCAACAGUACUGCGAGGGCGACCGCGGCGGGCCGGGUCAAUCGAGGCGUGGGCAAAUGGAGACGUGAAAAGGUUGCCGUUUCGGGUCAAGCCCGCUAGGUUGUUUAAACAGUGUGUGUACGCCAGAGUGAAAGGGAGCCAUUUCCAG